AUGCCCCUGGAUCACUUCCGAUUUCCAUGGCUUAUCCUACAAGAUUCCGAUUUACAUUGCUCUCAAAGAUCAGCAAGAAGAUCUACUGAAGAUCAUUUUUUGGCUAGAAUUUCUGAUCUUGGCGCCAUCGAUUUUGCUGAUGUCUUGGCUGAUUUGGAUGUUUACCAAGAUCUCGCUAUUUCAUCGGAAUAUUUUGACACUUUUGCAUUUUCAAUGUGCACUUUUUGUUCUGGCGGGGGUGGCCAGGUUUUAUUUAUUGAUUUUGCAAUUGGGUAUUUUGAGAGGUGAGUUUGAAGCUGGAAAAACUACGACGCUCCGCGUUUACACCACUCAAAUUGAGGCAUUUUGAGCUGAAAUAGAGUUUGUAAUCGUGAAAAACUACGAUGCUCCGCGUUCACUCUUCAAAAACGCUGUGCAAACGAUCCUCCAGGAUUACAAGGACAAAUUUUCUUAUGAAUCAAUUUUAAUUCAAAAGUGUAAACGCGGAGCAUCGUAGUUUUUAAACAAGAUUUUUCUCAAAAUCAGUCACUGUCUGCGGAUUCCUAGGAAUUCUAGUUUGCAGCUGCAAAUUUUAAUUUCAAAAAUUUUGAUCAACACCCACGAAAAACUACAAUGCUCCGCGUUUACACCUCUCAAAUUGAGGCAUUUUGUGCUAAAAUAGACUUUGUAAUCGUGGAGAAUCGUUUGGAUGUAGAAAAACUACGACGCUCCGCGUUUACACCACUCAAAUUGAGGAAUUUUGAGCUCAAAUAGACUUUGUAAUCAUGGAGCAUCGUUUGAAGAUAGAAUAACUACGACGCUCCGCGUUUGCACCACUCAAAUUGAGGCAUUUUGAGCUGAAAUAGACUUUGUAAUUGUGGAGCAUCGUUUGAAGCUUGAUAAACUACGAUGCUCCGCGUUCACUCCUCAAAAACGCUGUGCAAACGAUGCUCCAGGAUUACGAGGACACAUUUUCUUAUGAAUCAAUUUUAAUUUAAAAGUGUAAACGCGGAGCAUCGUAGUUUUUUUGUGUUCAGGAACUAGAUUUUUUCCAAAUUUUCUACCGCUUCCUAGGAAUUCUAGUUUGCAGCUGCCACGAAAAACUACAAUGCUCCGCGUUAACGCCUUUCAAAAUCUAGGUGUUUUUGACCCUGUAACCAUGGAGCAUCGUAGUUUUUCGAGUUCCAAACGAUGCUCCGUGUUUACGCAAACUUCCAGAUCCCUCUUCAACCCUUCUAUUCAUCUCAAGUCUAACCCGCAUCGAAUUCUACGCUUGCGCAAUUUGUGGAGUUCCCCUAACUGUCAUCGAAAGACUUCUAGCAACAAUAUUUGUGAAAGAUUAUGAACUAAAACAUCGUCGAUGGAUUUGUUUGAUAAUAAUUCCCGGAAUCUGGAUUCUUGCUCAAUUUCUCGUCAUUCCUUCGACUUUUCUUGAAGAAGUUCCCAUGAUUUUUCCAUUAUCUCUGAUUGUUUUGAUUUUUCUGAUCUCAAUCAUCAGUUUCGGAUUUUUAUAUCGAUUUAAUAAGCGAAAAUUGGAACUGAUUUUGAAAAUUCAUCCGAGGUUUUAUAGUUUGAGCAAGAAAUUUCAAUUGGAGGAAAAUUUGAAGGUUAUGUGGGUGAGUUUUGAGAAGUUAACAUGAGCAAUCGCCUGAUUUUUGUAGAAAAAAGGUUAGAGGGUUAGAGACGCAGAGUUGUACGGCUAGACACUCAUAUGGUUAGAGGCUCAGAGAAACAGAGGUGUAAGGUUCGAGACGCAGCGUCAUACAGUUAGAGAGGCAGAUUAAUAUUGUUAGAGACGUAUAGGUUUAGAGAGUUAGAGAAGCAGAGUCAGGCAGUUAGAGACGUGGAGUGAUAUCGUUAGAGACGCAGGGUUAUUCGAUUAGAGACGCAGAGUCAUACAGUGAGAGACGCAGAGUUAAAGUGAGAAAAACUACGAUGCUCCGCGAUUCCAUCAAUUUGAAGAGCGUAAAAGCGGAGCUUCGUAACUUCCAACUAUGAGUUUUUCAGCUCAUCCGCUCGAUUUCAAUAGUUCUAUUUAUCCUAACUCUAAUCCUAAUCCUAAUUUUGAUCCUUCCCUCAAUCGGAUCUGAUCAGAAAACCCUAUAUUCAACGGUCGACUUGAUUUUGGCACUGUAAGUUUUCCCAGAAAUUUUUUUUUUCAAAUAUUUUUCCCAUAGGUCCUCAAUUCUGAUGCCGUGCGCAAUGAUUUUCUAUCUCCGAUCAACUCGACAUUGCGGAUUUUUGCGAAGAACCGAUUGGAUUUUUCAGUUUCGAAGAAAGGUUGGAGGAGUUAGGCGAACUCAUCGAGUUACCACAACUCAUUUGGAUACCGAAGUUUAUUUUAGUCAAUUGAAUAUUACUUGGAAAUGA
Messenger RNA from Caenorhabditis angaria, 2349 nucleotides. The record is from the annotation of a GenBank genome assembly. Lineage: Eukaryota; Metazoa; Nematoda; Chromadorea; Rhabditida; Rhabditidae.